AUGGAAACUGAUAUCUCUCAAACAGAAUAUUCCGUCAUUCUCCUCGGACUAGACAAUGCUGGUAAAACAACACUCCUCUCCCAGAUCAAAGCGCUAUACCAGCCCCGUCCGGAGGGUGCUCCGACGCCCAACCCCGGAAAAACCGUCCCCACCGUCGGCCAAAAUGUCGCAACAAUACCCUUACAUGAUAUGAAUCUGAAGAUUUGGGAUGUGGGCGGCCAGAUUUCCAUGCGCGGUCUGUGGCAGAGUUACUACACCAGCUGUCACGCGAUAAUCUUCGUGGUUGACAGCGCGGAUGUCGGUCAAGACCCUGACAUUACCCGACUUAUAUCUCGGCGCGCGAGUUCCACGGCUGGCACGCGCAACACACGUGGCAAUUCCAGCGCAGAGGCCUUCUCUGAAGAAAAUGUGGGAAUAGGCGCCGCCAGCAGCGAAUUCGGGCGAUUAGACGAGUGCCGCCAGGUAUUGGAGUCCGUUCUACAAAACGCGGACGUGGCCGGCGUUCCAAUUCUAGUACUAGCAAACAAGCAAGACCGAGAGGACUGCGUGGAAGUGGUUCGCAUCAAGGAAGGGCUCGUUCGCAAAGUAUUCGAAGGGGAAACGGGAAGCGGCGUCCGGGAUAGUCGCGUGCUGCCGGUCAGCGCGCUGCUUGGGUCUGGUGUCCAGGCGGCUGUGGAGUGGGUGCAGAGUCGGGUCAAAUGGAACAAAGAGGGCCGCCCUCCUGUGAUGCGUUGA
This is a messenger RNA of Penicillium soppii, 735 nucleotides long. Its product is annotated as ADP-ribosylation factor family protein. The transcript has a single exon. Gene Ontology annotation, molecular function: GTP binding; GTPase activity. Bases 1 to 735 code for a protein of 244 amino acids. Gene Ontology annotation, biological process: protein localization to organelle; intracellular protein transport; Golgi to plasma membrane protein transport. The record is from RefSeq and is a predicted model, not a curated record. Gene Ontology annotation, cellular component: Golgi apparatus. Lineage: Eukaryota; Fungi; Ascomycota; Eurotiomycetes; Eurotiales; Aspergillaceae.